UGUCUUACUUAUUUUUAUUUAUUUUUUUUGGGAGAAUAAAUUUACAUCGAAUUCAAUAUAAAAUAGAAAUAGAAUAAAAUAAUAUUUCAAUUUAUUCUGUAACAAAAUAUGAAUUGAAGCAUAUUUUAGUACGAUAGAAAAAGACAACGUUAAAAAAUAGAAAAAUGGAACUAAAUAAUAAAGACUUGAUUAGUGAUACAGUCACAGGUGACAAAGAAGUUUCAUUACAAAUAAAGAAACCAAAAAAAAUAUUACAUUUUUGUGAUGGAACACUUGAAGAAUUCUCUGAUGAUGAGGAUGAUAUUGAUGGAUCUGUAGCAGGAACAGAAGAAAAUGGUUCGCAAAAUGAGCAGGCUAGCAUAGAUGAGAAAAAUUUGCCAUGGAUUCCCUGGUUAAAAGUAAAAUCAUGGAAAACUGGAACAUCAGCUUUAGCUGGAAUUGAUUAUGUUGGAAGUAUAUUAGCUGAUUUUUUAGGAAUUACAACUCCAAAAUUUGCAUUAGAAUAUGAAGCUUUUAAGCAAAAUCAAAAUGAGAAAGCUGAAAUUGAAAAAGAAAAAUUAGAAAAUGCAUCAUGGCAAGAAAAUCAAAAUAAUUCAAAUGAAAUUAUAAGUACUGAUUUAAAAAGCGAUUCAUCUAUACGUUUUUAAUAAAUGUACUUGAGCGCUUUACUUAAACGUAUUAUAAAAUAUCGAUAAAAAAAUAUCUAAUAAUGUAAAAUGUGAUGUUUUUGUACACAUAAAAAUAAAUAAUAUAUUUAAUUAUAUUUUUGUUAGUUGGCUUUAAUUUAUUAUAAUAUAUUUUUCAAUAAAGUAUAAAAAAUUUU
Condylostylus longicornis is the source of this 823-nucleotide messenger RNA. Its product is annotated as protein FAM177A1. Bases 165 to 647 code for a protein of 160 amino acids. The transcript has 2 exons. The record is from RefSeq and is a predicted model, not a curated record. Lineage: Eukaryota; Metazoa; Arthropoda; Insecta; Diptera; Dolichopodidae.